AAGGCGGGGCUGGGAUCACAUGAGCGGAUGCGGCGAGGAGUGGUAACGGCCUGAGCGAGCCAGGCCGCCCUGCGGACAUGGGGCAGGGGGAGAGCCGGGCCCCCCCGGCCCCGCUGGACCUGAACCCGCUCCCGGACGAGCUGCUGGCGCUGAUCCUGAGCUGGGUCCCGGGCCGCGCCCUGGUGACCCGCUGCCGGCUGGUGUGUCGCCGCUGGCGGGACCUCAUCGACGGGCCCACGGUCUGGCGGCUGCAGGGCGAGAGGCGGCCGGGCUUGGGGGCCACCCUGGCGGCCGCCCGCCUCUGCCCCCCGCCGCGGUGGAGCCGGAUCUGCCUCCUGGAGCCCUUCGGGCGCAACCUGCUCCGGAACCCCUGCGGGCAGGAUCAAUUCUGUCACUGGCAGGUGGAGCGUGGCGGCCAUGGCUGGCAGGUGGAAGAGAACCGCUGCCCAGUCGAGGGCGCCCCGGCCCAGACCUGCUUCGUCUCAUCCUUUGACUGGUGCGUCAAAUCACAGCUCGUAGAUCUUCUAAAGGAGGGGUUGUGGGAAGAACUGCUGGAUACCUACCAACCGGAAAUCUACAUCUCUGAUUGGUGGGGCGCCCGGCAAGACUGUGGCUGUGAAUACUCCAUCUGCGUCAAGCUCCUGGCUGCUAACAGAAGUACUGUAAUCGCUGAAUUCCAGGCCAACCCUGAUCCCAUACAACAGUGGAACGACCAGCAGUAUCACCAGGUGUCCUACCGGUUCAGGCAGUAUGGCCAUGGAGUCCGGUAUGUGCAUUUCCUCCACAAAGGGAAGGACACACAUUUCUGGGCAGGACACUACGGCGCACGGAUCACCAACUCCACAGUCAUGGUGAAGCUCAGCUGAAAGCCAGUAGCGGGUCUCCACAAAUGUCUCACGUGAGCCGGAAUGAUGAUCUCCAAUUGCCUCUGUGAGCUCCUCUCCCAUCCUAGAACAAAUCAGGGGGAUGCAUCUACUUGAAAUUAAUACGCCCUUUUGCUUGAGGAGCUUCUUCGGUCCAUUCUUUCUAGCCAGCCUCAUCCCACAAAAGAGUACCUUGGCGAAUCCUUAGGUUCCUAGUGCCUGACUUUGAUCAGUAUGAAUCUGCCCCUGGACAGCAGAAGCAACAAGACUUUAAAGAUGGAAACAAUUGGGCUGGUGCCUCUAUUUGGGAGGCGUUGGGAUUGUGUCAUCAGAGCAUGAAGGGGUUAAAAAAAUAGUUGUUUAGGGUGGGGGGUUUUUUAACCACCACAAUGAGGAAUUUUCAGAUGGUCUCUGCCACGUUUCUGUUAGGAAGCUGCAGAGAGGUGGGUUGGAAGCUCGCUGCGUGUUCUGUUAAUGGAAGAGUUUUCUGCCAGCUGAUGCCUGUGGUGGUGCCUGUCUGUGUAACCAGAUUCACAGGUGAGCAAAAUAUACCCUCCUGCCCCCCGUGCUAAUUAGAUUGCAUGGUUCUGGGGAAGGGGGUUAGAACCCAGCUCCUGCACGGUUCGGGUAGUGCAGUGCUCACGAGAAUCCCAUACAGGGCAGCCCUUGGACAAAUGUAAAUAGCCGCUUGUUGAUUGUCCAGGAGUUUAUGGGGAACGUAACAUUCAGGUCUGUUCUCACUGCACUCGGAUUGCAGCAAAGCCAGGCCUGGUAGACACUCAGGCCUUUUGCUGACGUAAACCAAGGGUCAGCUUCUGAAGUAACUGACUGGUAUGUAAAUCUGGAAAGACUCCAGUGGAGUGACUCCAGAUUCAUCCAGGUCUACGUGAGACCAGAACCGGGGCCUAGCAGUGCUUUGGUGCAGUUCACUCCCCAUUUUGGUGGGCGAUGUGGGCAUAAGGCAAAGUCCACUCUUGUACUAAUGCAGGAUCACGGGGCAUGGGCAGGGGGUUAUAGGCGGAGCCACAGAGCCCACUCCCAGCAGGGGUUGAUGGGCAAGACCUUUCUAGGGGACUGGGGUGUAAUUUCUGCCACGUGGCCCAGCGACGGCCUUCAGUGUCUCAGCUGGUCCUGCGUGCAGUCAUCAGAAUGGGUCUUAGCCCUGCUAGUAAAGACAGGCCAGAACUGAUUGAGUUAGGAAUGAGGCCUGCUGACUCCAGUGGACUUAGGCCUGAUUUACACCAGAGAGAAGGAGAAAGGAGCUAGGGUAGCUAUUCAGUCCUAAGGCUGAGCAACCUCCCAGCCCAUUCCCUUGGUGCGCAGAGAGCCGAGAUGGAUGGUGGCCCUUUGGGCCAGGCUGUUUAAAAUGAUCCCACGGGCUUGGGCUGAAAUCCAGUAGGUUAGUUACUGAGAAAGCUAAUGGGUUUCCUGUUGGCCUGAAUUGUUUUUAUUAAUAAAAGGGCACGGAAGGUUUGAGCUGGUCCCCCACCAGAAAAGAGGGGCCACGGAAUGUAUUAGCUGGUCAGUUUCACAGGGCUGUCCUCAAAGGGAGUCGGUGAAAAUGAUACAACUGUAGGAAUGACCCCGGGCCCACAGGCCUGGGUGCCCCUUUAAUUGGGGCAUUUUGUUCUUGCUUGCAAG
Chelonoidis abingdonii (Abingdon island giant tortoise) is the source of this 2504-nucleotide messenger RNA. NCBI's taxonomy places the organism in Eukaryota, Metazoa, Chordata, Testudines, Testudinidae. The record is from RefSeq and is a predicted model, not a curated record.